Molecule: messenger RNA, 5719 nt
Organism: Malaclemys terrapin pileata
Lineage: Eukaryota; Metazoa; Chordata; Testudines; Emydidae
Product: zinc finger protein 501-like
Exons: 5
Coding region: 5-1546 (513 amino acids)
Biological process (GO): regulation of transcription by RNA polymerase II
Molecular function (GO): DNA-binding transcription factor activity; RNA polymerase II cis-regulatory region sequence-specific DNA binding
Source: RefSeq, a predicted model, not a curated record
CAAGAUGGAGCCCCCGAGCUCCCUGCUGGAGCCCGGUUCCCAGCCGGGGGGCGGAGGCAGGCGGCUCCCCCGGGGCUCCCCGGACAAGCCGCUGCCGGAGCCCCGCGAGCGGCAGGACGUGGAUCGGCCUGCCCUGGGCGAGGAGGGGAGCGGCCCGGCACUGGAGCUGGUGGUCGCAGUGGCUGGCUCCCAGGCGCCGGUGGGGUUCGAGGAGGUGGCCGUAUAUUUCUCCCGGGAGAAGUGGGGGCUCCUGGACGAAGGGCAGAGGCAGCUCUACAGGGACGUCAUGCAGGAGAAUUACCAGACUCUGAUCUCGCUGGAAUUCCCCAUCCCUAUCUCAGCUGUGAUCCCCUGGAUGGAGCAAGGGGAAGAUCCGAGGGUCCCGGAUCUCCAGGGCUCCCAGGAAACGGAGAACCUGAUGGUCAUUUGCACAGUAGGUGCUGGGAUGGAGGAGGAUAAUCCCGAGCAGGAAGGGCCUGCAGGAAGGGAGCCUUGCGGGAUGUCCUGGGGCGCUGAGCAGGGAGAGGCCAGCAGGGCUGGACGGCAGCAGGAGACAGAGGUGAUAUCUCUGGAUGACACGGACAUCAGGGUGGUGACAGAGCACAACCAAGCCCAGGCUGAGGCGCGCCCCUACAGCUGCUCAGACUGCGGGAAGAGCUUCAGCCAGAGCUCCCACCUGGUCCAGCACCAGCGCAUCCACACGGGCCAGAAGCCCUACAAGUGCACCGAGUGCGGGAAGUGCUUUGUCCUCAGAUAUAACCUCAUCGAUCACCAGCGCAUCCACACCGGGGAGCGCCCCUACAAGUGCGGCCAGUGCGGGAAGGGCUUCAUCCGGAGUUCCCACCUCUUCCAGCACCAGCGCAUCCACACGGGCGAGCGGCCCUACCAGUGCAGCAGGUGUGGGAAGAGUUUCAAAUGCAACUACACCCUGGUGAAGCAUUACCACACCCAUGCUGCGGAGCAGCCUUGCUUCUGCAGCGAGUGUGGGAAGAGCUUCAGCCUGGGAUCCUUUGCCAAGCACGUCCGCACCCACACGGGCGAAAAGCCCUACAGCUGUGCUGAGUGCGGCGAGAGCUUCAUAAGCGGUUCCAACUUGAUCCAGCAUCGGCGCAUCCACACCGGGGAGAAACCCUACAGCUGUGGCCACUGCGGGAAAAGCUUCAGCCAGAGCGCCAACCUCAUCAAGCACCGGCGCAUCCACACUGGAGAGAGACCCUACAGCUGCCCCGAGUGCGGCAAGACCUUCAGCCAGAGCUCGUCGCUCAUGCGGCACCGGCGGAUCCACUGCAGAGACCGGCCUUACGAGUGCACCGAGUGCGGGAAGAGCUUUCGCUGCAACUCAUCCCUGAUGAACCACCAGCGCAUCCACACCGGGGAGCGGCCCUACAAGUGCCCCGAGUGUGGGAAGGGUUUCAUCAAUAGGUCCAGGCUCACCAACCAUCGGCGCACCCACACCGGAGAGCGGCCCUACAAAUGCACCGACUGCGGGAAGGGCUUUGGAGACAGCUCCGCGCUCAUGAAGCACCAGAGGACGCAUGCCAAGUAGACACCCAGCAGACAGAGACGGGGGCACUCGAGAGGGUGAAAUUGACAUGUCCUGGGGAACAGGGGCCACUACAGAGGAGGACAUUGAUGUGCCUUCUGGGGUAGCUGGGAGGGACAAGGCACCUUUAUAGAGAGUAAAUUGGCUUCCUCUCUUCCCACCCCCAUUGCUCAGCAAGACAUACCCAUCCAUCUCGGAAGUCUUGGCUCCUACCCCCAAUGCAUGCCAAUGCCCUAGAAGCCCCCGCCCUCACCCCUCCACUGGAUCAAGGUGCUGAUGGCCUCUGCGAAGAUCCCAAAAUGGCAGGAAGAGCUAAGGUAACUUGUCUAGCGUUGAUGUGUAGAUUUGUAUAGAGGAAAUAAGCAAACAUAGUGCGGUAUGGUGAUUAGGGCUGGGAGUCAGGACUCCUGGGUUCAGUCCUUAGAGAGGGGAAUGGGGUCUAGGGCUGAUAUUGGGAGAAUCAGGACUCCUGGGUUCCAGCCCCAGCUCUGUCACUUGAGUUCUCUGUGCCUGUCUUUGUACAAAGGGAAUAAUGAUACCCAGCUUUUUUCUACAGUGUUUUGAGAUUCAUAGAUGAAAAGUGCAUAUUAUUCUUUAUUUGGUGAGUAAUUCUCUAAGCCAGAAGUGGCUCUCAGUUGACCUGCUUUGUUCAUGCUCUGAGUUAGCUGUAGAGCAUAGAUCUCUAGGUCUUUUUUUAGUCUGGUUUGCAGUAAUUAAGCUCCACGAUUGAUGUCUCCUUUAUCUCAACCAACUAAGAGAAGAAAUUUAAGGAGAUUCUGGAAAGGGAAAUAAAACUGGGGAUUGUGCCCUUCAAUUUUGCUACUUUAUGAUGCACAAAACAAAGCGUGGGGAAGGGGCAGAGGGAAUCAACCUGCUUGGGACUUGUACGUUAGACAUUUGGGAGUUGUAUAACUUGGAAGUCUCUUGGGAAGACUGGUGAAUUGGGUCUGAUCAGCUAAACCUGAUUGAACAUGGAGAAUGGCUUUCAAACAUAAGUUAAGGCUAGGAGUUUUUAGUAGCAAUCUUGGAGAACGUCCAUUGUGUGAGAUAUCUUAGAGGCCUAAUUUUCAGGUGGAAGUGCUCAGCAUUGUCUCAAAAUUGGGCCCCCUUAACCAUUAACAGUUGGGCACUGACCGUCACCAUUGAAAGUUUUGACACAAAUUUUAACCAUGAGGAUUUUUCUCCAAUAUGCUCCUUGGAUAACUGAGUUAGAGAAGUGUCAACAAAGUUAGCCUAUCAGAUUCUUUGCCUAUGUUAAUAUUUAUAUCACUCUAAUGCCUACAUCAUAGCAUCAUGGAAUGCUCUGCUCACCACUGGAGCACCUUCUUGUGGCCACAGCUGGGGAAUAGCUCUGCCAGUCUGACACCCCUUCCUGCAUGUGCUCACUCCGUCUCUCUCUUGGGACUCAAUGGCUCUCUCUUCGUGGCUUGGCCCUUUGGCCAGCUCACUGUAGUUUUCCCCUUCCCGGGGGGGGGGUGGGUUGUGUACCCACGUCUCUCUGUACCAGUCAUCCCAGGCAGUCUCCCAGUUCACUGCCCAUCAAUGGAGCCAUUUCCCCAGUGGCUGGUAGGGGAACCAGACCUGGCCUCUUCCAGCCCAGGGACACUACAUCCAGUGGCUAAGGCCUGCUGUGUCCCACACAUGACUGCUGUUUCCCUGGUCUGCUUCAUAUGUUGUCUCUGUCUAGCUUCUUUUCCAUCCCCCUCCGGGUUUGCCUUUCCCUCUAGGCCAAGCUCCCUGCUCUCCCAAGCCCCACAGAGUGACUACAGACCUCCUCCCUGCAGCCCCUUUCUGCCCUCAGCUACCUGGCUUUCUACAAGCCCUUCCUAAUCCUGUCCAGGUGAGCUUCAUCCUUUAAUUAGUCCUCUCUGCUCCCUGGCUCCCCUCCAGGUGCAGCCUUGCUGGUUAAUUGGUCCAACUAGCCACAUUAAGCCCUUCAGAGGUGGUGUGGGGUGAAUGCCCCAUCAGACAUGGAUUUACAGGGUCUGUGGUACAUCCCGGCCUUUAAACAGUCUCCUGGGAGUAACCCUUUUAUUUAGUGUGGCAGACCUCAGGGGGACACACAGUUCCACCAGGGGAGGCCAUGUGGCCUCUCUGACUCCAGGAUUGGGCCUUCAGGCUCCAGCACCCCGGUUUGCCACCGGGAGCUCCUACAGCGAGACCAACUGAGAUCAGACUUCUGCGGAGACAUUCUUGUCUCAGGGAACGAUGCAGCCCAUUGCGUAUUAGCAGUGAUACUGAGCUCUUUCCUCCCUGUAGAGUGUCGGAGGAAGUUGCCUGCUCUUUCCAGGCCCAGCAGCUCAGUGUUCUUGUUCAGUCACUGGGGCUCCCAUUAUGUCUUCCGGAUCUUUCAUUCAGGUGUGUUGAUUCUUUUCUGCUCCUAAAGACACCAUGGUACCAUUUCAGACAGUCCACCUGCCAUUCUGCCAGCCCUCAUUCUCCGCUCUACUCAGUGUGUAGCCAUACAAAAUGCACAGGGAAACUGAUCCACACAUAUGGAUCAUAAAAAUAUUACCAACAUUCCCUUGUACAUCACAGCAUAACAGACACUCUGGAGAAAAAUCUUCUUUGUUAAAAGUUCACCAACCCUUUGCCUUGGGAGUUCUGUUAAGCUCUCUAGCUUCCUUACCUGAUGCUUCAUAGGGAAAUAAAAUAAGAUCACACAUUCCUAGUGGUUCUAAGGUUUAAAGAAUAAACCCCAGAGCUUCCCCCAGCCCUGUUGUAUUUCUACAGGCAAAGCUGUCAUUGGAGUUUGGUGGAGUUAUGCCUGCAAGGCAGAAUUCUUUAUAAAAAAACCCAACAGCCCGGUGGAACUAUCUAUACGUAAGUAAAGGCAGAAAAGGUGAUUCGUCUGGUCUUGGAGCUGUGUAGGUUAGAGACGGGAUUCAACAAGUCAGGAUUUCUGGGUUUUCUUCCCACCUCUGGUAGGGGAAAAGUGUAGAGUGGAUUAGAGCAGGGGAGGCUGGGAGUUAGGACGCCUGGGCUGUAUCCAUGGCUCUUGGAGGGAAGUGGGAUCUAUUGGCUGCAGCAGAGUUGGCCAAGGAAAUCUAGAUUUCUGUGAUCUGUUCUUUGCAACAUAAUGGCACUCUCUGGCCCUGUGCCAAGUGCCCUCAACAACCAGAGACUUGCCAGGCACAGAUUGUGCACAGCAACCAGAAGCAGGUGCCCAACCCUAGGCGGGGGCAGUUUUUAAAUCUGCGGCAGGGCUGUGUGGAGAACUUACUUAACACCAGGACUUUUUAGAACAACAAGGUUGCAUCAAGAUGCGGCAUGGAAAAGCUGUGAUUGAAGAAAGGGGUGAGAGAGGGGGAAGGAGGAGAAAAAGCAAAUGGCUAAGAUUUUUUCCAAACUGGCUAGUUAUUUUGGGGGUGUUCAGUCUGAGUCUGAUUUUCAGAGGGCGAGCACUCAGCGCUUUCGGGGGAAUCACUUUCCUUGUAAGGUGGCGUCCCCCAAUUUGAGUCCCCUAAAAACUGAGACACUGAAUCACUCGCUGCUUUUGACAGUGGUGGCCACUGAAUCUUCAGAGUAACUAGCUAGAAUCCCUGCUGUCUGCUUAGCCAGGUCUUCCACCCACUCUCCAUCCUCUCUUAAGUCAAUUGUUUGCUCUUUUGAUUCAAGGGGGGAAGUGUUUUCUAAAACCAAAGGAAACCCAGAUUGUUUUAGAGAAGUGACUGCUGUUAAAAUGCCCCUUUAAAGUGAUUUCUUUUUAGCCUUGGUUGUUUUGUUUUGUUUUUUCUUUUUGAGGGGAGGGUGUGCGUAUUUUAAUCUGGGAAUCUUUAGAAACACGGGGAGGGCGGUAGUAGAGGGAUUGGCAUGAUUUCAUUUUAGCAGGAAAGAGACAACUUUUUCCUGCAACUUCACGGGAUGUUAUAAUCCAGAGAUAUUUCUCCUGCAGCUUCAUCAGAUGUCAUAACACAGAGAUCUUGCUCCAAUUAUUUCAAUGUUAUGAUGAGUUGAGAGAGACUUAAUGAAGGAAAUCUACUCAUGGAAGUAUUGGGGCCUUCUCACUAUGUAGCUUUUAAGGGAGAGGUGUUAGAUUAAUUCAAAUAUUUUUCUGUAGGGCUGAUUUUAAUUCUUUAUCCAUUUUUUUUUUAACUAGUGAUAUUUUUCUAUCCACGUAUUGAGCUUCCGGUAGUUAGAUCUAAGAGGUGAAAAUAAAUAUUUGGAUCUGAAAGA